AUGUGGCCAAUUUCUAUGAAGAAGCCACUUAAAAUGCCAUGGUUAGCUGAACGAGCGCGACAACGAGCAAGCAACGGAUUUGCAACGCCUUGUGCCAAGAGGAAGAGAUACGAAGCCAUUGAGAUCGCAAUUUGCACUCCGUACCGCAGACUUGAAGUCCGUGCAGCUAUUGAAAUUGUUAUAAAUAAGGAGGCACUUGGAUCUACAGCUAGACUCCUCUUCCGGAAUUGCGGCACAGCUACGGAUCAGAAGAAUCUGAUUGAGCACUUUCGACCUAAGAAGAGAAAGAAGGGGAAGCCGGGCCCAAAUGAACGAUUUGCUAACAUCAAGUCAAUUAGAGAUACAAGGGAGCAAAUCAAGAAGCUAGGCAAAGAAUAUAUUGAUGAUAUUAAAGAGGAAAGAACAAUAUUUCAAGAUACGUUAUGUGGGUUCCAGUUGGAAUUAGAUUAUCGUGAGUAG
This is a messenger RNA of Fusarium oxysporum Fo47, 459 nucleotides long. RefSeq lists its product as uncharacterized. The transcript has a single exon. The record is from RefSeq and is a predicted model, not a curated record. The coding region runs from base 1 to 459 and encodes 152 amino acids. NCBI's taxonomy places the organism in Eukaryota, Fungi, Ascomycota, Sordariomycetes, Hypocreales, Nectriaceae.